CCUUUCUUGCAAACCGCGUGCACGCCAGAAUCCGCUCCGCCAAGAUACACGGUCCCACCACCAACACACCACCCGCCAACCUAAUCCAAGUGAACCGUUCGACCCAACAGGAUAUCUCUGUUCCACGGGUGAACGAUGAAAUUUUUUAUUGCUGUAUUAGCUGCCGGGCUGCUGGGUGUCGUAGCAGCUCAAAAUGGAGACCGGGCACUAUUUGUAAAGGCAUCAGCGUCUCAUUCGAGAACUGUGAGAGCUACGGGAGAUUCCCCAGCAGAUGUGAUGGCGCGAAAUAUUCUAGAGUGGAUUCAAGGCGUCUAUCGUCAGGGCACGAGGAAAAUUCGUCAACAAUCUGACGCGUACCUGCCACCCUACAGUACGCAGAGACCUCCGGAGAGACCUCGACCUUUUCAACCAGCUUCAACGCCGCAACAACCCUCUUACUCGUCGCAAAGCUUGAACGAAGUUACGGGCUAUCCAAGCUACCAGCAACAAUCAUCGGUUUACUCCCCCCCGAAUCUUGGAUUCUCCCAGAGCCUACCAUCGUCGCCCAGCUACUCUUCCCAGCCAACGUACCAAACUCCGAGGCCGAGUUACCUCGCGCCAAGCAGUCAAUCUUCUUCUUCGAGUUUCGCAAGUUCGCAAAACUAUGGCUCUUCGGUAGCCCAGCCUCGACCAAUUCCCAGCAAUCCUCCCUCUUCUGCAGCACCUUCGCCCUCGUAUCAACCAAUCGGUAGUUACAUACCACCUAAAACUGCUGGUUAUCAACCUUCGACCCCGCAAUCCCAACCGUCGCAAAAUAAAUUUUCAUCCGGUUAUGGAGGCUCGGUAAGCGUAGGCGCGUCUGGAAGCGCUUCGGUUAGUGGAUCCGGUGGCUACUAUUCUCCGAGUGCAACACCAACUCCGAGCUUUCCAACACCGCAACCUUCGAGUACCAGUGGUUACAGUGGUUCCGGUACGGUCGUGACGGGAAGUGAAAGUUCUUUCACCAGUGUAGAAACAAAUUCGGUGGCGGAAGCUGGAUCUAGCAUAACCGAGGAAGACUUGAAACAUCCUCCCCAUAUUCAUGAGAUUGACGUUCAAUGCAGCAAAACUAUGAUGACUAUCAAUAUUGAAUUCAACCGAGCCUUCGACGGUGUAAUUUACUCGAAGGGAUUCUAUACGGAUCAAAACUGCCGCUACGUUGCUCAAGGAUCGGGUCAGACGAAAUAUUCAUUCACCGUUAGUUUGGAUUCAUGCGGUACGCAAUUCAUAAAUGAUUUCGAGGGAGAAGCAGGCCAAGCUUACUUAGAAAACGUCUUAGUGCUACAGAAUGAACCAGGCAUUCAAGAAGUUUGGGAUACGGUUCGUAGAGUACGUUGCCUAUGGGAAGGAAACAUCAACAAAGCACUGUCUGUCAGCCUGUCCGUCGAUAUGUUGAACCAAGAAAUAGUAACAUUUAGUGGUGACACAGCAACGGCAAGACUGGAUAUCCAAAUGGGAAAAGGUCCGUUUGCUCCAGCCGCCGACGGUUUGGUAAAGAUUGGAGAAACCAUGACGUUGGUCGUAUCCGUUGAAGGUGAUCCUGGGUUUGAUCUCCAGGUACAUGACUGUAUCGCUCGUGACGAAACAUCAACAAACAUUGUUCAACUAACGAACGAACGUGGUUGCAUUCUGAAGCCAAAAUUAUUUGGAGCCUUCCAAAAGACUAAAGACACUGGUAAUACAGGGGCGUCCAUCAUUGCUUACGCUUUCUUCCAAGCCUUCAAGUUUCCAGAUGUUAUGGACUUGUACUUGGAAUGUAAUAUAGAAUUGUGCAAAACGGACUGUGAAGCAUGCCCAGAGCCCAACCAACAAAUUGAUCCUGGUCGUAGACGCCGUGACGUUAGUUACGCUGCUACGAACUCAUCUGGCGCUUUAUCCGAUCCAGUCCGUGUAGGUAAAGGAUUUAGAGUAAUCAUGCCAGAGGAUCUGAGCUUGGCCUCAAAUUUGGCGCUAGAAAAAAUAGAAGAGAUGGCAGUAGAAGAGUUCAGCAACACUCGGAACGUUUGCAUGAGCAACGCAGGAUUUUAUGCUACUUUCUCUUUGAUGUUGAGUUUGCUCGUUGCAUCUACCAUUAGUUCAGUCAUAUUCUAUUUGAAAUUACAGAGAAUUCGUGCAGCCAAGAUGUUGCAUUAAGUGGAGGGGAAUUGAGUUGCUGUUACACUCACACGCAGAUUUGUCCAUUUGCUGAGCAUUAAAAGAAAAUAGAACUCCCUCAGACGCAGUGCAAUCAGUUUUUAGGUAAUUCCUUUAAAUGUGAUACACAUGGAGCUGAGCUCAAAUCACACAAGUUACGGAAAAGGUGUAAUCCUUAUUUCUGAUCUUCGGUUUUAAAUACUUCUAAGAUUAAAAACGCGGACUGCUCUAUUCUCUGAUUUUUUGCGAUUUUGAUUGUAUUAUCCAAAUACCCGUUAUAUUGGAUACGCUCAAGAAUAUCGUUUUUGAUGCAAUUUUAAAAAUGGUCGGAUUCAGAAAUGAAUCUUUUUUACUUGUAAGAAGGAAAUUCUUUGAAAUCUCUAAUCAGGAUGCAUUUUCUUUUUCUAAAGUACUGAAAUAGAUCCAUCAAACGAUUGCAUCAUCUUCCGUGAAAAUAUUGAAAAAGUGAGGGUAUUUAUAAAUAAUAUAUUUUAUACUGCACAGCAGUAUUUGUAUGCAGUUGGUAUCAAAGCACACAGCUUUGUAAAUUCAAUGAAUUAUCGUAGUCCCAACUACACGAGGGUUAUCUUUAACAGGAUGAUGAAAUACCAAUGUAGAGUUUUUUUUUAAAUAAAUUAUAAAUCUUUUCAUAGCCUUGAAAUUUUAUUUCACACAAUAUUCGAUACCGAUUAUGAAAUUAUUGAAUAUCAAAUUAAACAAAUAUACAACUAAAUAUUAUCUUAUAUAAUUAUUAUAUGCUCAUUGCUACAGAAUGUUCAUUCAAAGCUUUUGAUUAAAAAAUAUUAAUUUUACUACGAAGGGCUCUCGGUAUAAGAGACAGGCGCGUUUUAUUCCCACUUUCGUGUAUAAUUCCAUAUUUUAAGGAAAAGAUAGAGGGAAAUACAGCAUCUUUUAUAACAAGAGCUGACUAUAUUACUGUUGUUUGACAUAUACAUAUGAUUAUCAAUUUUAAAUAUAUUACCUUAUAGUGUACUCCUUAAAUAGCCUGUCAUAAAGCGGAAGCUAGCAGCCAAGUUUAGCAGCGAAACGCGCUAGAAUUCUCGCUAUUAAACAACUAUUGACUCACUACACUUUGACGCCUAUAUAUACUUGAAAAGUAUUAGUUUUUAAUCAGAUUAGACGAAAUCUCGAUUAUUGAGCUUUAUUUCCUCAUUUUACUCAUAGUUGGCAUAUUGAGCUGCUAGUUCUGACUGCCAAUUUUA
Molecule: messenger RNA, 3374 nt
Organism: Neodiprion fabricii
Lineage: Eukaryota; Metazoa; Arthropoda; Insecta; Hymenoptera; Diprionidae
Exons: 9
Coding region: 136-2151 (671 amino acids)
Source: RefSeq, a predicted model, not a curated record